CUGACUACGACGAUGGCGGGUUCCUUUCACAUUAGCACCGACGCGAAGUCCGCAUCGAACAAUCUUCUAAUGCUUUCAAUGUAUGGUUGAUAUGUCGAUUGUAUGAAUGGCUUCCAAAGUUCCCAUGGAGGCCACUGAGGGGGGGGAGCCCGUUUGGUUUGAGGACCCACGGAAAGCUGGCGCGAAUGAGCAGCUGCUAAAACCCGCGAAAGACGUCGUACGAGGGCGAGACCAAUUCAAACAAAGGCUGCAAGGCUUUCUGAAGAAGAGUCGAGGGAAUGCCGACCCUCCAAAGACGAAAGAAGAUCUAGAGAAGGAGAUUGCAAAAUACGACUACUCGAAUCUGAAGAACGAAGCAGGCAAUAUUUUGAAUGCCGCGGCGCGGGUCAACUCGACAUACAACCGAGAGCGACAAGAAGGAAGGAAAAAAGUCGGGCGGAUUGCGCAGGAAUUUAUCAACUCAUUUUCGGAGUUCUUGGGUGUAUACUCGGGGAUUGUCAAUAUUAUGAAAGGUGCGGGGCAGAUAUAUGGGGAAGUGGCGUAUGAGACGCUCUCGGUUUUGUUUAUUGUGGUCGUCAAUAAGAGUGGAAAUGACAACGGCAUGGCAGAUUUGCUGCAGGAAAUGCGGAAAUCAUUCCCACGGUUGGACGAUUGGACUCUGAUAUACCCGACUCCUUCGAUGAAGCAAGUUGUGGCGGAAGUUUAUAAAGAGGUUAUAACGUUUGCGCGUGACGCGUCGGUGUAUUUCACAAGAUUCAGAACCCGGUUUUGGAAGGCGCUUGGAAACCCUCCCGCAAUGGGCAUCGAGAAGACUGCCUCCGUAAUUCACAGCAAACUUGCCGAGGUGAUGUCUGAGGCAAUGGUCAACCUGCACAAACGAAACCAACAAAUUCAACUCACGGUUGAAGAGUCAAAGAUUACUUUAGAAGAAUCGCACUCGACGAUUCAACGUCUGGAGAGCAUGCUAGAAGAAGCCCGACUUGAGAACGAGAAAUAUCGACAACAAGAAGAACAGGAAAAAGAAGAUGAGGACAAGCAGCGCCUGGAGACAUUUAAAGGCAUUCUAGAAAUCGUCACCUACCCAACCGCGCCUUCAAAUCCAGAUAUCUGCGCCCACAUGCUGACCAAAGCCUUCGACUCCCACAAAAAGAACCACUACCAACACAUGACCCGCACCCUGCUCGAGUCACUUCCAACAUACAAAUCUUGGUUUGCUUCCUCGGAAUCUUCGGUCCUCCUCCUCGCUGGUGAAACAAACACCAACGCACGCGCCGGCAGGGGCUAUACGCACUCCUGGCUCUCACCUGCCACACUCUUUGCCGUUGACAUUCUCCGCGAGAAUGAUGAAAGAGGUGCAUAUUAUUGCUGCCAUCCCGGCGCGAGGACAGAUGACAACGAUCUCGAUAUCUAUUUGGCAAAGGAUCUGCUCAUCAAACUCUCUUACAAACUCCUGGAAUCCCAGCCUAAAGUUCUGAGGAGGAAGAUGGCACAGCUGCAAUCCAUUGUCACUAAACCGUUUUGGACACUCCUCGACCCGCAAAAACUCGAGCAUCGGAGACUCGAAUCAUGGGAACUGAAAGAAAGGCAGAAAAACGCAUUGGACUCUUGGUUUUCUCUCCUCCGUGAGAUUCUCGAAGAGUUGAAAGAGGAAGGUAACGAGGGCAAGUUCACGUAUUUGAUUAUUGACAGGAUGGAUCUUGUAGAGAUGAAGGUGAGCUAUUUCAUGGAUGAGCUUGUGAAGCUUGUGAGCAAUGAGAAUGUGAAGGUUAAAAUACUGGCGGUUUUGGAUACGGUGAGGGGUGAGUGGGAUGAGGAUUUGAGUGUUGUGGAUGCGAGGGUCUUGGUUGUUCAAGGACUGGAUCAAAAGCCGGCGGGGACUUUUGGACAUACGUCUGCCAUUGAGGACAAGUAGGGAGGUGUCGAUAUUUUAUAAUAAACAUAUGGAUGAGUGAGCAUAAGUAAUGAAAAGCAUUUCUGCAAGCCGAA
Messenger RNA from Hyaloscypha bicolor E, 1986 nucleotides. RefSeq lists its product as uncharacterized. NCBI's taxonomy places the organism in Eukaryota, Fungi, Ascomycota, Leotiomycetes, Helotiales, Hyaloscyphaceae. The record is from RefSeq and is a predicted model, not a curated record. The transcript has 4 exons. The coding region runs from base 107 to 1912 and encodes 601 amino acids.